Messenger RNA from Cordyceps fumosorosea ARSEF 2679, 1302 nucleotides. RefSeq names its product spx. The record is from RefSeq and is a predicted model, not a curated record. Lineage: Eukaryota; Fungi; Ascomycota; Sordariomycetes; Hypocreales; Cordycipitaceae. Gene Ontology annotation, biological process: cellular response to phosphate starvation. The transcript is spliced from 6 exons. The coding region runs from base 1 to 1302 and encodes 433 amino acids.
AUGAAAUUCGCACACGAUUUCAAGCAGAAUCUUGCCAGCCAGGAUUUUCCACCGCACUGGGUUGAGCGAGCAAUUCCCUACAGCCAAUUGAAGAAAUGCCUUAAGAAAGUCCAACGCGAACUUCAAGACUUGGGUCUGGACCAGGAAACCCUGCGCGCUCUUCUGACUGCCGAAGAAACGGCACCAGUCGCUCUCCAGUAUAAACUACGGGAGUCGGGAUCCAAAUUCGUGCGCCCCAAGCUCACCGUCAAUGUCCACCUUCGUGACGGCGUCGCCGUUGACGCCUCUUUAACUCCAACGUCGAGAGGCUUCCUCGAGAAGCUGGCGAGCGAGAUUUUAGACGAACAUGAACGCGAAUCACUAGCCCAAAUACGAGCGAGCCGACAAACCGACCGUGAGACUACUACCGACGCAAACAAUGGCGUUAGCAAUGGUGACAGCAAUGGCGACAACGGCAACUACGAAACCAUCCAAGUCCCGCUCGUGUUUGAUGCUGAAUUCUUCGAUAUGCUACAAUCUGAUGUCAACGAGCUGGACGCCUUGCAGGCAGAAGAGCAAAAACAGUUGACUGCCGAGAUCACCGAGCUCUCGAAAGAAGUUUCCGCCGCGUCCCGGCCCAGUCGCUUUUCCAAGAGCGACCUGGCGCGCUGGCGUGAGAUAUUCGAAUUAUAUCUAGACUCGAACGUCUUCUUCGCAACCCAAGAAUGCGACCAUGGCGCAAGAAGCAGCCAAAGAGCUCUUAAUCAACUUCAAUGGUUCCAGAAUGAAGUUGAGAAUCGCAAUCUGGCACGCAAAUUCAAAGUGCCACAAAGUCGCCAGGCCUUCUCCAGGUUUCUGCAGUUAAAUGCUAGCCUUCUCAAGAAUCUUCAAUUUGAAGAGCUCAACAAACUUGCAGUAUCCAAGAUUCUAAAGAAGUUUGAUAAGAGAACGGCGUUUGGCGUCUCUAAAUCGUUCCCCAAGGUGAUCUUCUCCAAAGGUCUUCUUGCUGGUAGCAUUGCCAAAGAUGUGUGCGCUUCCAUGUCUCAGGAGCUAGUUUCAGUUGUACCACAGAUCAACGACUACCUCUGCCCGGUCUGCUUCUCUGUGGCUUAUAGGCCUAGGCGCAAGGAGACCCAUUGCCCACUCUGCAGAGCUGAUGUAGUGAUGUCUGCAUCUGCCGACAACCUCGACCAUCGGUUGGAGAAGUACCUGGAGAAGUAUUUCCCGAAGGAGGUGAAGGAAAAACAAAGGUCGAACGACAUAGAACGCGGCAUUGAAGAUUAUGGACCUGGUUAUAAGCACCAGGACUGUCUCGUGAUGUGA